This is a messenger RNA of Euleptes europaea (tarantolino), 1103 nucleotides long. RefSeq names its product proline rich 11 (gene PRR11). Gene Ontology annotation, cellular component: cytoplasm; nucleus. NCBI's taxonomy places the organism in Eukaryota, Metazoa, Chordata, Lepidosauria, Squamata, Sphaerodactylidae. The record is from RefSeq and is a predicted model, not a curated record. The coding region runs from base 1 to 1038 and encodes 345 amino acids. The transcript is spliced from 9 exons.
AUGGCGAAAUAUAAACAGCGAUGCAAGAAACCAAGAGUCAAUGGGACAUUCAGGUUUAAAAAGCAGGAAAGUAUCCUCCCACCUCGGUGCUCAAGCAUUCUGCCUACAAAGCUUCCAGUUUCUCCCUUGAACCAAAGUGGGCCUUUUCGUUCCUGGACCUUGACUCUUCCUAACCUAACUAAAGUAGUGAGGCCUUUGGUCGCAAAAGUGCUCUGUUGGUACUGGUGGUGCCAGAACAGUGUUGUCCAGUUCUCCCAGAUUUUUCGAGUCAUCAGAAAUGCAGCAUUUCAAUCACAAGCAUGCCUGGAGGAGCUAAACAUGCUCAGGGAACGGUUGGAAAAGCUAGAAAUAGAAUUUGCUAGGCUUCAAUCAGCAAUCCAGAAGGGGACUGUUGCUCCCUUAGAAAAAACAUCUUGCCAGGCAUCGGAGGACGGCCAAUGCCAGCGUGCCACUCAAGCAGAUCUUGGCCUUGUGGAAUUGUCAUCCUUGCAUUCUCAACCUUUGAUGCCACCUGUGCCACCACCCCCUCCACCACCCCCUCCACUGCCACCUCUACCAGCACCUCGGUGUCUCAGUAAGAUUGGCGAUGCUAAGAAACAGGAUGCCUCGUUAAAAACAGAAGUGCCUAUGCAAAUAACCCUCAAGGAUCUCCUCAAUGUGAAACUAAAGAAGACACAAAGCUGCCUGGAAAUAGAAAAGAAGGUAUCGCCUUUGCAGAAGCGGAGGGCAUUAAUUACCAUCUCAGAUUUGCAGAGCAUUAGUCUGAAGUCUAAAGCUCCAACACCACCCAAUUUAGCUGCAAAUCGUUCAAGCACUCCCAGCAGAAGCUGCUUAGAUUUUCGAAAACACCUAAGAAGGGUUUCUAUUAAGAGGAGCCCAGGUGGAACCCCUUUAAUCCACAAAGAGAACCUGGAGACUGGCACAGGAUUGACGCCACUCAUGACCCAGGCGCUACGGCGCAAAUUUCAGUUUGCUCACCCCAAAAGCCCCUCUCCGUCUCACUUUCCCAGAGGAAGCAGCUUUGAGGAGCAAAGUUAACGUCGCAUCGCCCAACUGUAUGUUCAAGGCCUUCUUGCAGCUAAUCUGGACUUUGUUGGUUACUA